UUUUUCAAAAAUAUCUUAAGGUUGUAAGCCAACAGAAACUCAGGAAAUUAUCAACAUAUGUUUUAGAUAAUUUAAUACCUAAAAAUGAGCCUAUUCUUAAUUAUGAACAUGGUUCUUGGGAAAGUGAAAAAUUAUUAAAGGCAUUAUCUGUUUAUAAAGAUCAGGUAUUUGACAUCCCUAUUAUCAUUGGAGAUCAGGAAUAUAGAACAGACGAUAUAAAAUAUCAAUUGAUUCCAUACAACCACAAACAUAAAUUAGCAAAAUUUUACUAUGCAUCCCCAGAACUAAUUAAAAAAGCAAUAAAUGUUAGCUUAAAUGCUCAAGAAGAAUGGGAUAACCAACCUUAUGAAAAGAGAGCACAGAUUUUUCUAAAAGCUGCUGAUUUAGUAAGCAAUCGUGAACGUAUGAAUUUAAUGGCUGCUACUAUGAUUGGACAAGCUAAAACUGUAGUACAAGCUGAAAUAGAUACUGCCUGCGAAUUAGCCGACUUUUUACGCUUUAAUGCUUAUUUUGGAAAAAAACUACAAGAAUACACACCUUAUAGUCCUCCUGAAACCCGCAAUAGCUAUAGAUUCAGAGCUUUAGAAGGUUUUAUAGCCGCAAUAUCACCUUUUAAUUUUACGGCCAUAGGUGGUAAUUUAGCAAGUUCCACCGCCCUCAUGGGUAACGUGGUUUUGUGGAAACCUUCUGACACUGCCAUUUUAUCCAAUUAUUUGACGUACAAGAUAUUUAGAGAAUGCGGGUUACCCAGUGGUGUAAUUAAUUUUUUGCCUUGUGACGGUCCAGUCUUUAGUAGUGUUAUCACUAAAUCACCCUCCCUCGCUGGAAUCAAUUUCACGGGAAGUGUUGCCACGUUUCGCUCUAUUUGGUUAUCGAUAUCUCAAAAUUUGAUUUCAAUCGGUAAUUGGCCUAGGUUAGUUGGAGAGUGCGGCGGCAAGAAUUACCAUUUAGUUCAUGCUUCAGCGAAUAUGGAUCAUGUAAUAAAUAGUACCGUUAGAGCUGCGUUUGAAUAUGGAGGUCAAAAAUGUUCGGCUUGUUCUAUCUUAUACAUUCCUAAAUCUAAAUGGAAUUCUUACGUUAAACCAAAGCUCAUGGCAGCAAUUCAAGACAUCAAAAUCGGAGAUGCCACCGAUAAAAACAUGUUUUAUUCUGCCGUCAUUGAUAAAAAGGCGUUCGAUAAAAUAUCUGGUUACAUAGAUUUUGCAAGAAAUUCAUCAGAAUACACUAUAGUAUCCGGAGGAAAAUGCGAUGAUAGUAAAGGGUAUUUUAUCGAACCUACUAUGAUUGAAACAAAAAAUCCCAAAGGAAAACUUAUGGUGGAGGAGAUAUUUGGGCCGAUUUUAACUGUAUAUCCAUAUAAUGAUGAUGAAUUUGCUUCUAUAUUUCAACUUAUUAAAGAAUCAAUAUACGGAUUGACAGGAUCAAUAUUCGCCAAUGAUAAGAAAAUAAUAGAGUCGGCUUUAAGACUGUUAAGACAAGUAAACGGCAAUUUUUAUGUUAAUGAUAAAUGCACUGGAUCUAUAGUUAAUCAGCAGCCUUUUGGAGGAGCUAGAGCUUCCGGUACGAAUGACAAAGCAGGUGGUCCUCAUUAUUUAUUAAAAUGGUCGUCUCCUCAAUCCAUUAAAGAAAAUUUCGCUCAAUUAAAAAAUUGGAAAUAUUCAUAUAUGUGUGAAUAGACAUUAGAUUAUAUAUUUCUAGUCACAAUAAAUACCUAAGUCAAUUAUAAUUUCUGGGAACUAUAUUUAUAAUACUCAUAAUUUAAUGCUACCUUGAUGAUC
Molecule: messenger RNA, 1778 nt
Organism: Gordionus sp. m RMFG-2023
Lineage: Eukaryota; Metazoa; Nematomorpha; Gordioida; Chordodea; Parachordodidae
Product: delta-1-pyrroline-5-carboxylate dehydrogenase, mitochondrial-like
Exons: 15
Coding region: 405-1676 (423 amino acids)
Cellular component (GO): mitochondrial matrix
Molecular function (GO): L-glutamate gamma-semialdehyde dehydrogenase (NAD+) activity
Source: RefSeq, a predicted model, not a curated record